AUGACCUCUGCCCUCGACCCGUCCCUCGCCGACUACCCUCCCCCCGCCAAGCGGCCUCGCGUCGCCGACUCCUACGACCCGCUCAACUACUACGCCCCAGGGCCCUCGAUCCACCCCUCCAACGCCCUUCCCGACCAGGACGGACUGGGAGAUGCCGCCUCCAAGAAGAACAGAAAGCGGCCGCUCUCGUGCGGCGAAUGCAGGAGGUCAUGCGACCGCGUGUUCCCGUGCCAGUCGUGCUGCAAGAGAGGAUGUGCGGAGAUCUGCCCCGACGGCGCGCUUACCGGUGGCAAGGGCAGCAGGUUCAUUCUCGCGAACACCGAGCAGCUGCACGAGAAAAUCAAGUCCAUGAGCGCACGGAUCCGCGAGCUCGAGGACGCCCUUCGCGACGUCCAAGGCGGGCACCCGCUCCUCCGCGAGGAGCUCCUGCUCAUCAAGAAGUCUGCCGACCUUUUCGGAGUGGAUCCCAAUCAACUGCAGCCGCCAACGGCGGAAGGCAACGGCAAGCACGUAGACAUGUAUAUGGGCCAUGCUCCUGCCUCGCCCCAGAUGCUCGACGACCGCUCGAGUUUGUCUCCGCCCGCGAGGGAUCCGGAAGACGUCUCCAUUCCAUUGGACGUCCUGCGCGUCAGCGACCGGUUCCCCGCUCCCAGCGCACUCACCUUCGAUCUCAACCCUGGGCUCCGGAAACGCAUCUUGGAGUUGCUUCCCCCACAACAUGAAGCUCGAUAUCUCUGCGAACAAGCUGCUGAACAUGCAGCAUGGCACCAAAACUCGGAUGGAAGUGAUGGUGUACCUAAUAUGGUACACAGCAUAUACAACACGUCGCCUGCAACGCUCAACCCACAUCGACUGUCCUACUUCCUCAUAAUCCUCGCUAUCGGUGUCUGUGUCGACCAACGACGGAGCCAUUUCUCUUGGGCGGCAGACGCAGAACGCUACCACCAACUCUCACGAGCAGCAUUGUGCGAGACAUCGGUGAUCAACGAUCCAAGCAUGGAUGCGAUCAACGCACUGUUUUACAUGGCGCGAUAUCUUUCCAUGUUCUCGGUUGACAAGGAGGCAACAGAGUAUGCGUUUGCGGUAUUGGGUAUCGCAAUGAAGCUGGCAGUUGCCGUAAAUCGGGCUUCAAGUCGCUCUAAAGUCAUCCCCGAGGAACUCGACAAGCGCAAAACCUUGUUGUGGUGCAUGCAAAAUGUCGACCAGCGAUUGUCCUUGAUGCUACGGCGUGCACCGUCGCUGUCCUUGCGGUAUGUGGACGUUGAUCCACCCACAUCGAGCGAGUUCCCUGCGUCAACGCACCGGGAGAUAUACCAACGGUGGCACUACACGUUCACUGAGCACUGCAUCUCGCCAGUGCUGGAAGCGGUCGUGUCGCCAGUGUCUCCGCCCUACUCGGAAAUCCUCGCGCUAGACGCUCGCGUGCGGGACUUCGAGGUGCCCACGUUUAUGCAGAUCAACCCCGGCACGACGUCCGGAAACGGACUGUGCAUCGUGCAGUUAUGGACACAUAUGACGCGCGAAGUCGCUUUUCUGAACCUCCACCGCCAGUUUUUCACCCAAGCGCUCAACGAGGGUUUCUGGGCCCACCACAAGUACGCAAUGUCCGUCGUCGCCGUGUACCAGGCGUCCGUCAGCCUUCUGUUCGGCCUGGAGGCGUACUACAGGCAACAGCCCGAGUACUCGGUGCGCUCGCAGCGGCUGUGGUGGAAUGGCUUGUCUUCAGCUGUCGCACUAUCGCUGAUCGCCUCGCGAGUGCCGCCGUCCAUGAUGUCCUCGAACGCUCUGCUCGAGCUUGGCAAAGUCGUUCGGUUCUACUCGGAUGUCAGCGACCGGUGUCCACUGGCGGCCAGGGCUCAGCCCGUGCUCGAGAUCAUUUUCGACCGCGCGCGGUCCCACUACCUCCAGAGCCGGUACGGCCUCAACCAUUCCGACACCUACGAUCCCACCACGGACCCAGUCUGCACAUUCGGCGUCCGCGCCGGCGGCUUCGUCUCGGCCCACUCGCGCACGGGGAACGUGAUGCCGAGCGACAGCGAGAACGCCCUCCCGCCGCUCACGACGCACCCGAAGCUCCGGGGGGUCUACGAGGACGCGACGGCGAACUCGCCCCCGCCGAACGACCCGAUCCUCAUGCCCGGCCACCUCCACCGCGCGUCCGUGAACGGCGGCACGCGCAACGGCGGCGGCGCCAACGGCCGGCCGUCCUCCCCUGGGGUGGGCGUGGGCGGCUCCGCUGGCUUCGGGGUCUCUGCGGAGCGGUCGGGGCUGCAGCACGACGGCGGGCCGUUGAGCGGGUACAUGGGCGCGUCCGCGGCGACGGCGCAGCACUUCAAGUGGCUCAGCUCCGAGUCGAACGAGUACUCGUGGAUGACGUGGUUUUGA
Molecule: messenger RNA, 2385 nt
Organism: Epithele typhae
Lineage: Eukaryota; Fungi; Basidiomycota; Agaricomycetes; Polyporales; Epitheliaceae
Exons: 13
Coding region: 1-2385 (794 amino acids)
Biological process (GO): DNA-templated transcription
Molecular function (GO): DNA binding; zinc ion binding
Source: RefSeq, a predicted model, not a curated record